AUGAAUGAGAACUGGAGUUAUUUGGGGGAGUUCUCUGCCUGGACUUCCUACUUCAGCCCUUAUAAGCUUUGGGCACUAUACAUUGAUGACAUAAUUAUUUUCGCUGUUUUCUUUUUUUUUUCUUCAGUUAACGGAAACAAUGACAAUGACAGCAAGAAAUUCCCAGAGAUCAAAGGUAUUGACCCGAAGCUACUAAAGGUCAUUGACGGAGUGACCUACUUUGCCUUCUCCGCCGCUGACCGCAUCAGUCUCCGGAGCAUCUUGGACAAUGUCCGGAACUUCCAGGUGAGAGAUGAUGACGUGUUCGUGGCUGGCUUCCCCCGAUCAGGCAACCAUUGGGCGUUUGAGGUUGUGAAUAUGAUUCUGCGAGGGAAACUGGAGUUUGCUGAGGUAUCUUUCCACACCAGGAUCCUGGAGUUAAUGGACAGCUGCCCGAACGAGCGGCUGAAAGAAGUGGAGUCCCCCCGACAAAUCACCAGCCACUCCAAACUGUCCGUCCUGCCCAAACAAAUCGUGGAGAAAAAGGCAAAGGUUAUUUUUUUGAUUCGUAACCCGAAGGACGCCAUGCUUUCGAUGUUCCGGCUGUACUCAGUGUUCAAGAACGAACGUUUUCGGUACACUGGGACGUGGGAGGAGUUUUUAGAACUUCAGUUUCAGGAGAGGUUCAUGCACGGAGGCUGGUUCGACCAAGUCUUGGACGUUGAGAGAUUCAUGAAAAACCACCCCGAUGUGCCCGUGUACGUGCAUUCUUUCGAGAAGAUGAAGGAAAAUCCUGUAGAAGCGACGCGAGCUCUGUGCAAGUUUUUAGGUCGGCCGGAAGAUUUGGUGGAGGAUAUUGCCAAUGUGACGCAGUUCCGGAAUAUGAAGGAGAAGCUAGACGCGGGAAAGCUGGGUAAAGUGAAAGACCAGGUUUUCCAACAAGGGAGUGAGGGAAUCCUACAGAAGGGCGCCACCGGGGGCUGGAAGAACGCGUUCACCGUGGCCCAAAGCGAGGCUUUUGAUCGUGUGUUUCAAGAGAAGAUGGCGGGAUCUGAACUGGCCAAACUCGUACUACCUUAUAUGAAAUGAGAAUAGAAGUAUGGGAGAAAAGAGACUAAAUAAUAUAUAAUCUACGUGAUAUCUAUGUGGGUGUACUGGAUGUAUUUCUAGAGAGAGAGGAGGGGGAGUAGGAGGAGAGAGAGAGAGAGAGAGAGAGA
Molecule: messenger RNA, 1196 nt
Organism: Aplysia californica (California sea hare)
Lineage: Eukaryota; Metazoa; Mollusca; Gastropoda; Aplysiida; Aplysiidae
Product: sulfotransferase 1A1-like
Exons: 2
Coding region: 1-1068 (355 amino acids)
Biological process (GO): sulfation
Cellular component (GO): cytoplasm
Molecular function (GO): sulfotransferase activity
Source: RefSeq, a predicted model, not a curated record